This is a messenger RNA of Aureobasidium subglaciale EXF-2481, 1989 nucleotides long. RefSeq lists its product as uncharacterized. Gene Ontology annotation, biological process: glycerophospholipid catabolic process. The transcript has a single exon. Gene Ontology annotation, molecular function: A2-type glycerophospholipase activity. Gene Ontology annotation, cellular component: cytosol; intracellular membrane-bounded organelle. Lineage: Eukaryota; Fungi; Ascomycota; Dothideomycetes; Dothideales; Saccotheciaceae. Bases 1 to 1989 code for a protein of 662 amino acids. The record is from RefSeq and is a predicted model, not a curated record.
AUGAAGGCCCAAACAGCAUUGACCGGCCUGGUGUCGGUGGCCGCCCUUCUCCCUGAGGCCUCGGCCAACAUAGUCGCUAUCCGUAACCCCUCUGUUGAGCAGGCUGCUGCAGAGGCUCUCGCUAUUCCUCUUGCCGUCCUGAAGCGCGCAGCUCCUGACGCUCCUAAUGGCUACGUCCCGACACACGUCGACUGCCCUUCCAACCGCCCUACCAUCCGCCAAGCAACCACCGUUUCGCCAAACGAAACAGAAUGGCUCUACGUGCGAAGGAACAAUACCGUCUCGGCCAUGAGAAACUUGCUUGGUCGCAUGAACAUCACUGGACUCGACACAAACGCUUACAUCGAUAGUGUAGCAAACAAUGUUAGCGCUCUCCCCAACAUUGCUAUUGCUGGGUCGGGCGGUGGUUACCGUGCUCUCAUGAACUACGCUGGUGCCGUCGCUGCCUUCGACAAUCGCACUUCAAACUCUACUGCUACUGGUCAGCUUGGCGGUCUCUUGCAGGCUUCUACCUACCUCGCCGGUCUUUCAGGGGGUUCGUGGUUGGUAGGAAGUCUGUUUGUCAACAACUUCACUUCGGUCGAGAACAUCCUCGCUCAAGAUACCCCUGACAACGGAGGCACAUGGCAGUUCGGUAGAUCCAUUCUCGAGGGGCCUGAGAGCAGCGGUCUCUCAAUCUUGAACACUGCCGGUUAUCUCAAGGAUAUCUACGACACUGUCCAGGACAAAAACGAUGCUGGCUACGAGACCACCAUCACUGACUACUGGGGACGCGCUCUUUCCUACCAGUUGGUCAAUGCUAGCGAUGGAGGGCCUGCUUACACCUUCUCAUCUAUCGCUGACUCGGACAACUUCAUCGCCGGUAACACACCCAUGCCCAUCUUUGUCUCUGACGGCCGUGCUAGAGGCCAGCUCGUCAUUGAUGGUAACGCUACUGUCUACGAGAUGAAUCCCUGGGAGCUUGGUACUUUCGAUCCUACUACCUAUGCUUUUGCCCCUAUUCGCUACCUUGGCUCAAACUUCUCUGACGGUGUCGUUGUCGACGGCGACAUGCAGUGUGUCCGUGGCUUCGACAAUGCCGGUUACAUCAUGGGCACAUCCAGCUCUCUCUUCAACCAGGCCUUCUUGCAGGUCAACGGUUCCACCGGUCUGAUCGCCGAGGCCAUCACCGCUGUCUUGGCCGACAUUGGUCAGGACAACGACGACAUCGCAAACUAUCCCAACCCCUUCUUCGGUGUCAACAACGCGACCAGCCGUGUCGCCGACACUGACCAGCUCACUCUUGUCGAUGGUGGUGAGGAUCUGCAAAAUAUCCCUCUUCACCCUCUCAUCCAGCCCGAGAGACACGUCGAUGUUAUUUUCGCCAUUGACUCGUCUGCCGACACCACUGCUGACAAUGGUGGUGCCAACUGGCCCAACGGCACUGCACUGGUGGCCACCUACCAACGUACCUUCCUUCCCAUCUCCAACGGCACCUCUUUCCCUGCUGUUCCCGAUCAGCAAACCUUUGUCAACCUUGGCUUGAACAACCGCCCUACCUUCUUCGGUUGUGACGCCAGCAACACAACCAACAUGACCCCUCUCAUCGUCUACCUCCCCAACGCUCCCUACGUCUACCACAGCAACGUCAGCACCUACGACCUGUCCUACAACGACACGGAGCGCAACUACAUCAUCGAAAACGGCUACAACGUCGCCACCCUCGGCAAUGGAACCCUCGACUCCCAAUGGCCCACCUGCGUCGGCUGUGCCAUCCUCAGCCGCUCCCUCGAACGCACCGGCACCACCGUCCCCGACGUCUGCACCCAAUGUUUCCAGCGCUACUGCUGGGACGGCACGGUCAACUCGACCACAAACACCACCUACGAGCCCCCGUACAAGCUCGCCAAGGGCGAAGUGCUCGGCUUCAGCAACAGUGGUUUCAAGAGCACUAUGCCUUCAUUGGCAUUUGCUGUUUCUGCCAUUGCCACCGUUCUGAUGAUCAUGUAG